Molecule: messenger RNA, 3254 nt
Organism: Neofelis nebulosa (Clouded leopard)
Lineage: Eukaryota; Metazoa; Chordata; Mammalia; Carnivora; Felidae
Product: 2'-5'-oligoadenylate synthase 3-like
Exons: 9
Coding region: 163-1539 (458 amino acids)
Biological process (GO): regulation of ribonuclease activity
Cellular component (GO): nucleoplasm; membrane; cytosol
Molecular function (GO): 2'-5'-oligoadenylate synthetase activity; double-stranded RNA binding
Source: RefSeq, a predicted model, not a curated record
UUAGUGUCUGUGCUGCGCAAGCGAGCACGGCAGAAGUCUUAGAACUUGUGAUGCAGUGCCAGCAGUAAGUGGGUGAAAAACUCUGGUGGCUUCUGUCCUUGCCCAGUGCUCACCAGGAAUGAACAAAAGCAGGUUCCAGAUCUAAUACUUCAUUGGGAAAGGAUGUGGACUCUCAAAUACUACAACUGUGAGUGCUGUGGGAGUGAUUUUGUCAGCUGCAAGGCUCUGAAGUAUCACUUUCAACAGAAGCAUUUUGGAAAAGUUCACUAUGAAAAAUUUGGCCAAGAAGUCCUGAGGGAGAAGCUCCAAGAUCACAGUAAGUCUUUACAUGACAGGUCAGCCAUGGAGACACAGAAGCUCAAUUGGGAAAAUCUAGAAGAAAGGAAUAUAAAGCAUAUGGCUGCAGAAAUAUCAAAAACCUGCAGGAUGUGUUCUAGGCACUUUGGAACCAUCCUUAGUCGGGAGAAGCAUGAAAUACAAGAACAUCACUUCACAGCCAGAAAAAGAGCCCAAAUGUCUACAGGAUUUUCACCUCAUAAUAUGUUGGAGUGUAAAAGUCCCCAAGAGCUACAGAGAUUUGCAGAUAAAAAUAUCCGCCCUGCCUCUGGUCAUCUGAGCACUGCAUGUGUGGCUGAAAUUGGGGCCCUGUUCAAGCUGAUCCAGGAUUGCUUUCCGGUGCCGGCCUCCCGAGUGAUCCAGGGUGGUUCUUAUAUAAAGGGGACUGACACCCAAGGAUGCUCAGAGAUUGACAUCGUGUUGUUCAGUGAUGUGUUUGCCAAUGUGAACAAUUGCAAAAAACAACUGAGAGAAGCGCUGGAUGCUCUGAGGGAAAACUUAAUGCAAACAUCACGUGGAAACAGGAUCCUAAUGGGAAAGAGAGCACCAUUGUCUUUAAGAUUCAAUUUUUUAUGUACUGAAGGUCUUCACAAUCAUUCUUUUGAGAUCAUGGCCUGCUAUGAUGUCCUGGGGCAUGCACCCUCCACAGAUUUAAAACACCUUUACCGCAAACUGUACCUCUGUAACGACAGUGACUCAGCAGAGCUGUGUGCCUUGGCCCUCUUGCCGUACCAAGUGGAUUUUGUCAAGGCAUCUGUGGUGAGGGUGAAGGAGCUCAUUCGUUUAAUGAUACAUUGGUUCAAGACAUCAUUUGCCAAGUCCACCGAGGAAAAUAAAUUCCGCAGACUUCCCUCCUCUUACACAGUGGAGCUCCUUACAAUUCACAUCUGGGAACUGGCAGGAAAGCCGCUGUUGUUCAGCCUGGUGCAGGGAAUGAGGGCAGUCCUCAAACUUCUGGUUCGAUACACAGAAAUUGAUGUCGUUUGGCACAGACACUACCAUCCCAAGUUCCCCAUUUUUGUAAAGGUUAACCAGAAACACACCAGGCCAUUCAUUUUAGACCCCGUAAAUCCUACUGUCAACGUAUGUGACACCUGCAAUGCCUGGGACGAGGUUGCCCUGGUGGCGAGGCAUAGCCUAUUGAAGCCUCUUUUCAGCAGAGUAAGAGCUGAGCCCCCUUGGCUUUUCACAAACAACUGGUAAACUGGACAAGGAGCUACUCUCCUCAGAUUUUUUUUUUUUAAUUUUUAAAAUGUUUUUUAUUUUAUUUUUGAGACAGAGGCAGAGACAGAGUGUGAACAGGAAAGAGAGGGAGACAGAAUCUGAAGCAGGCUCCAGGCUCUGAGCUGGAAGCACAAAGCCAGAUGCAGGGCUCGAACCCAUGAAUCGUGAGAUCAAGACCUGAGCUGAAGUUGGAUGUUCAACUGAGUGAGCCAUCCAGGCACCCCUGUCCUAGAUUUCUAUGAAGAAAAUAUAAAGGACACAAAGCACAUUCCCAGUGAGAGUGCUCUGGACGAAAGGCAGCAGGAAGAAAGCUUGUCUUAUUCUAAUUCACCAUAUUAGUGACCCAAUCUUUAAUCAACAUACUGAUGUAAGUCAUCAUUUAAGAUAAAAGGAUCUAUUUCAACCUUUAGGAGAAAUGAAACAUCCUCCCCCAUGUUUUGGAUUUGUUUCUUUGGUGGUCUCAUGACCAAAAAACAUUAAAACAAAAUCUAAGUAGCCACAGUGAAUAAAUAAAACUCCCAGGUCAUUUGAGAGACAAUUAUCUGAAAGGGUAAAAUAACUCCCAUUUUUUAGUUUUAAUUCACUAUCAUUUCAGGUUGACUUUUCAAUUCCCCUGGUAACCUAGUAUUUCAUUGGGUCACCUGUGUUUUCAAAAUUUCCCUAUGAAAACCUGCUUGCAUUAAGUAUGGUGUAUUCGCUUCCAGACAUAAACUUACAAAUGAAUACAUGGGAAGAUGGAAAUAUCUGGAAAAAACACAGUGGAUUGCCUCAAAAUAAACUGUUCCCAAAUCAUUUUAUGACUGCCUAUGUCACGACUCAGGGGUCAGAGUGGAGCCAUUCUUAAGGUUUCAAGGUGCUUAGCCAUAAGCAAGGAUAAAUAAAAUACUCGGGCUAUUGAACUGUCCAGUUCUGCAACAACUGUUUUCAAUUGGUGGUAUCAGCUGUUUUCCUUUCUAUUAAGUAGCGUUAGCGGCCACUGAUAAUGAAAGCCAGAGCCCACCAGAAAUAGACCAGAGGAAAUUUCCUGACUCACUUGCAUAGCAACAAUUCAUCAGCAUGGAAGAUGUAUGAAGUGUGACUUCAGAUUAAUGCGAGUGAUAAGGCUUAUCCACAUGACAGAACUCUUACAUAUAAAUGAGCACUGGCCCCUUCAGGCGAGUCCUCAGAGAACUUGUAUGCUUAUAUUCCAGUGAUGUGAUUGGUCUGGAAACACUUUUGGACUUCCCCUCAGGGGAGAAUGUUCUUUUGAACAUCCUUAAUGGUGACAAAAUUUGUCCUUUGAGGGUGGAUUUGAUUUUUGGAAAUGGUACAAUGUAUUCAUAGUGGACAUCUGUUGUUUUCAUCUACCCAGAAUCCUCUUACCCAAUUACAGGUUGAAGAAACUGCAUUUGUUCUAUUGUUCACUCUGUCUCUGAAGACUCUCAAGGAGAAAUAUUUUUAAAAUGUCUUAGGAGGUGCACUUCGGUGGCUUAGUCGGUUAAGCCUCUGACUCUUGGUUUCAGCUGAGGUCAUGAUCUCGUGGUUUGUGAGUGUAAGCCCUGCCUGGGACUCCACGCUGACAGCGCAGAGCCUGCUUAGGAUUCUCUUUCUCCCUCUCUCUCUGCCCUCCCCUACUCAUCCUCUCUGUCUCUCUUGAAAUAAAUAAAUACAUUUUAAAAAAAUAAAUAAAUAAAUAAAAUGUCUUGGGAAAUGUC